AUGGCUCAGAGAGAAAUCAAUAUUAAGCACAUUCCAAGUUUCAACUACUCUGACUUCUGGGAGAUCGACCUGCUCCCUCACUUGUCGGCCGACACCACAAUCCGACGAAUCAAGGCACAGUUUGCACGUUAUGGCGUCCCGGACAGAGCCAUUUCGGAUGGGCGAAGCCAGUUUGCGUGCAGUGAAAUCCGGGCAUUUGCAAGGGAGUGGGGCUUCGAACAUGUCAUAUCCUCACCGCGGCACCCAAAAUGGACAGGAUGGAGGAGAGGGGUAUGCCUGCAGCAGUUGGGACUCCGGUCCAAUCUGGUCGACGUAGAGGGGACCACAUAUCGACGCAACAGAAUUGAUCUUCGACCGGCCGAGGCAACCACUGCCCAACCGCUGGCUCGACCACAAUUGACCCCAGAGCAGCCUGCGAGUGGAGGUGGCAAAAGAGACAGUGUUGGUGGUGCUGGGGAGUCUCCAAGAUCUUCACCGGCCCCAAGGUCACCGCUGUAUUCUCCACAGGCCAGAGACACACCGCGUCGUGUGCUAGAGGGCCGGACUUUCUCCCGGAUCUCCCAGUUCCUGCUGCUGAAGAACAUCCCCAACAGCAUGAUGCUGCCACCACCUUGCUUCACUUUGCAGGAGAAUAAGACAUUCCUGUCCAUGCUAAACAAUGUGCUGACAACAGACGGUUUCUACUUUAGCACUGACUACGACCUGACACACACCCUUCAGCGGCUGGCCAACACCAGCCCUGACUUCCAGGAGAUGAGCCUCCUGGAGAGGGCCGAUCAGAGGUUUGUCUGGAAUGCAAAUCUCCUCAGAGAGCUGGCAGCACAGCCAGAGCUUCACAGGUUUGCACUACCAAUGGUACAUGGAUUCAUUGUUAUGAAACCUUGUCGAAUAAAUGGAAAAAUCUUUGAAUGGAUACUAAUAUCCCGGAGAAGCUGCUUCCGAGCAGGUGUCAGAUACUAUGUCAGAGGCAUUGACUCUGAAGGCCAUGCUGCUAACUUUGUGGAAACUGAGCAGAUCGUUUUGUAUGAGGGAGCCAAGGCUUCCUUUGUACAGACACGAGGUUCUAUGCCCUUUUACUGGAGUCAAAGGCCCAACUUGAAAUAUAAACCUAAACCUAUCAUCAGUAAAACAACCAGUCAUAUGGAUGGUUUCCAGAGGCAUUUUGACUCACAGCUCCUCAUCUAUGGGAAACAAACCAUUCUUAAUCUGGUAAAUCAGAAGGGUUCUGAAAAGCCACUAGAACAGGCAUUUGCCAAGAUGAUAUUCAGUUUGAACAACGGUAUGCUCAGUUACAUAGCCUUUGACUUCCACAAAGAGUGCAGCCACAUGAGAUGGGAUCGUCUCCAAAUCUUGGUGGAAGCUGUUGCUGAGACACAAGAUGAAUACAGUUACUUCAUGGUGAACUCAGAAGACAAGGCACUUGUCCAGCAGAGAGGAGUCUUCCGCAGUAACUGUAUGGACUGCUUAGACAGAACCAAUGUCAUCCAGAGCUUAUUGGCACGACGCUCAUUACAGUCUCAGCUCCAGAGAAUGGGGAUUCUCAACAUAGGACAGCGGCUUGAAGAACAGGCUGACUUUGAAAAGAUCUACAAAAACGCAUGGGCUGACAAUGCCAAUGCAUGCGCUGUACAGUAUGCAGGAACUGGGGCAUUGAAAACCGACUUCACAAGGACAGGCAAGAGAACCCGCUGGGGAUUAUUGCUGGAUGGUUGGAACUCCAUGAUACGCUACUACAAAAACAACUUCUCUGACGGCUUCAGACAAGAUUCAAUUGACCUGUUUUUGGGUAAUUUUGCCAUUGAUGAAUCGGACUGCCCUAGUCCUCUUCGGGUGCAGAAAGACUGGAAGUUUCUGACUUUACCGAUCAUCAUGUUGGUGGCGUUCUCCAUGUGCAUCAUAUGUCUUCUCAUGGCUGAAACAGUGACAACCCUUCAGUACAUGGAUGCUGCGGAGACUGCUUCCUGCACUGCCGCGGGUGCUGACAAUGCCACCUAUAGUGGCCCUGAUAGUGAUGAGCCUGAUGAAAAUGAUGCUGAUUGGAGACUAAUCGACCAUCAUGUCACCUUGUCAUCUGAUUCAGAAAAUGAGAGUGAUAGUGACUGCUUUGAAGAUAUUUUGAGGUCUGGAUUAUUUUAUCGUCAGAAUAGCUUCUGCUAUUGGCCAAAGCCAAAUCCUACCCACUCCAGAAUCCGGAGAGCUGAGAUUCCUGACAAAGAAGUCUGGGAUAGGCUGCCAAUUCGGGUUUUCAGGAAAACAUUGACUGAAGACUUUGACAAGGCCCUUCAAUAUGAAAAACAAGCUGAAAUGUUUUCGAGCCCAGAGGAAGAAGAAAUGUCAACCAAAUGGAGCCACAUCACCCCUGAACGUUAUAGAAACGAUGAGGAAGAUGUGUUUGAUGCUGACGGCGAAGAGGAAAUUCGGCCAAAAAAGAAGUGCAGAAAAGAGAAAUUACAGAUCCUCAUCCAGGCACCCCCACUGCCAGUGCUCCCACCAUUGAACUUUCCAAACUCCAGCGAGUACCAGACCACUUCAGCCAGUACCAGCCAAUACUACACCACUCCAAGGCAUCCAGGCCGACCUCACAGCCCAGCGAGAAGCAGCACUUACAGGCUCAGUCCAGACAGGAAUCAUGCAUCCAGCUCAAGCCAGUACCAAACCACUCCAGCCAGUACGAGUCAGUACCAGACCACUCCAAGAAACAGCAGGAAUGCCCUUGGAAGUGAACUUUUCCAGUUAAACAUGAAAGUUCAAAAACUAGUUGAGAACCAGGGAGAAAUUAUGCGCAUGCUGAGAGGGCUGGCAGCACAGUCUGUGGGGCCAGAAGCUGUGGAUGUUCAAGAUCUCAUUGAGAAGCCUUUCGAGACUCUUGAGCAGCUUAAGACCUUCUGUGAACAGCUCAACACUGAUCUUCUGCUCAGAAAGCAGCUGGUGAAAGCUCUUACUGCUCUUGGUGGGCAGAAUUUGGCAGACACGGUGAGGACAAUGCUGAGGAAAAUUGCCACAAACAAAGUCCUGGAGCAGCUUGGUCUCCGUGGAAAGACAGGCAAAGUGGCGUUUGAGGACUUGCCCUUUUACAGAAUAAUAAUAAAGGCAUGCAGGGGUGUUUACAAACAGACGACCACAGCUGAAGUAGAUUGUGAGCUUGGAGAGGUCCUGAAACUGGCCACUUUUCGAAAGGGAGGUUCAAAGUUUGAGGAGAAGAGGAGGAAUUAAGAGGAAGCGACGGCGAAGAAGGGCAAAGGGAAGUGUAAAAAGGAAAUGGACAGUGAGAUGAGUGACCAGGAAGUGAAGAAGAAGAAAACAGGGAAAGGGAAAAGAACCAAGCAAACGCCAGUGAGACCAGUGAGCAUUGAGCAGGAAGAGAACCAACAAGAAGGGGCAGGAGUACACUGACGCGCACGACCAAGACCACAGCAUUCCAUUUCUAUUGUAUUAUAAUUAUCACUAAUAAAGAAUUAUUGUUGAA
This is a messenger RNA of Nerophis lumbriciformis (worm pipefish), 3466 nucleotides long. The record is from RefSeq and is a predicted model, not a curated record. Lineage: Eukaryota; Metazoa; Chordata; Actinopteri; Syngnathiformes; Syngnathidae.